This is a messenger RNA of Nothoprocta perdicaria, 1010 nucleotides long. It is a transcript of the gene MRPS22, whose product is annotated as mitochondrial ribosomal protein S22. Gene Ontology annotation, cellular component: mitochondrial small ribosomal subunit. Gene Ontology annotation, molecular function: structural constituent of ribosome. The transcript has 8 exons. The coding region runs from base 80 to 916 and encodes 278 amino acids. The record is from RefSeq and is a predicted model, not a curated record. NCBI's taxonomy places the organism in Eukaryota, Metazoa, Chordata, Aves, Tinamiformes, Tinamidae.
CGCCCAGGACGCGGCGGCCGCGCCCAAGGCCGCCAAACCCGCCUUCACCGAUGAAGCGGUUCAGAACCUGCUCUACCGAAUGACCGGGCUGAACCUGGAGAAGGUUUUCAAGUCGGUUAAGAAGGAGCUGAAGCCGCCCACGUACAAGCUGAUGACCGAGGCGCAGCUGGAGGAGGCCACAAACAAAGCUAUUGCGGAAGCUAAGGAAAGACUCCGAAUGCCUCCUGUUUUGAAUGAACGGGAGCCGAUCGAUGAUGUAUUAGCAGAAGACAAAAUCCUGGAAGGAACUGAAACUGCAAAAUACGUGUUUACUGAUUUGACUUAUUCCAUUCCACAUCGUGAGCGGUUCAUCGUCGUUAGAGAGCCGAGUGGCGUGUUACGGAAAGCGACCUGGGAAGAACGAGACAGAAUGAUUCAGAUUUUCUUCCCUAAAGAAGGGCGCAGGGUCAUUCCUCCUGUCAUAUUCCAGGAUGAACACCUUGUGACUGUGUUUCAGCAAGACCGCCAUGAGGAUAUCCUUAACAUGUGCAUUGCACAGUUUGAGCCAGAUUCACCUGACUACAUUAGAGUUCACCAUCGGACAUAUGAUGACAUUGAGAAACACGCUAAGUAUGAUCUGCUCCGUUCAACAAGACACUUUGGGGGAAUGGUAUGGUAUCUAGUAAACAGAAAGAAAACGGAUGGCUUACUAAUAGAUAUGCUCCACAGAGACUUGCUGGAUGACACUACAAGCUUAAUCACCCUGUAUCAUAUGCUCCAUCCGGACUGUCCGUCUGCAAAAGAAGCUAAAGAAGGAAAUCUCCAGGGAGUGGACCUGAUCAAGGUAUUUGUGAAAACUGAAUCCCAGARAGAAGGCUAUAUCCAACUGGCCCUUCAGGCUUAUCAAGAAGCAAUGGCUACUUYUACAGCUUCAUGAAAUAAACCUUCAGCCUUCAUCAGUGUUCUCUGUACAGGAUUCUCCAAUAAAAACUUCUGACUGUUUUGUGUGCUGAAGAAARUGUACAAUAAAC